Molecule: messenger RNA, 1713 nt
Organism: [Torrubiella] hemipterigena
Lineage: Eukaryota; Fungi; Ascomycota; Sordariomycetes; Hypocreales; Clavicipitaceae
Source: the annotation of a GenBank genome assembly
AUGGCUAGCCCUCCUACAACAAUCCCUUCAACAUGUUCACCCUCAAAUCAUGCCGCCUCGGUAAACGAGAUGGAUCAAACGCCCAGUUCCAGAUCGCAUGAUCAGAGAAAUUAUGUGAAGCCUUCUCCAUUGGUCUAUCUAUUCAAAGAAUCAAAAUUGAUUACAACCCAGCUCGAAACACCCAACAGCAACGAGCGGUCCACAGCAUUUUUAGCAAAGAAUCGAAUUGAAACGAUACAAGACGCUGUCGCAUCUCUGUUACCAACACCAGCAGAUUUGGAUAUUAUUUUGCAGUGGACAGAAAAGUACUGGCCUAUCUGGCCCCCUUGCCACUAUGGCCCGAAUCUCGAGGAUAUGCUUCAGCCAGGGAAACUGACAGAGGCUAAACAGUUCCUUGUACGAGAGCUGAAAUCUCGAAGUGCUGGGACUACCUCCAAGGCACUUCUUUGGCUUACGCUCUGUGUCCAGCAGCUUCCAAGAGCAGUCUUGGGCAAUGUCCAACUUCCCAUGCCCCAACCAGACCUUGUCAACGUAUACGUCAGCUUAGCAAAGUCUCUCCUGGAAAUCGACGAUGAUUCUGGUGGUAGCUUGGAUGGCGUCUCAUGCAUGAACAUGAAAUUCAAAGUAUACAUUAAUAUGGGAAAACCGCAACGUGCGUGGCACUGGACUCGGCAGGCGGUAUCCGCAUCUGUCAACCUUGGCCUGCACCGCGCAUCAUGGGAAACAAAUCCUUGUCAAGCACUUAACUGGAUGCUAGCUUGGACUCCAGAACGGUUCAUGGCGUUAAUAUUAGGACUUCCAUCUUCAGUUUCAUCGUCACAUCCUGGAGUCUCGCUGGAGGCCAACGGUGCUACACCGCUGGAUAGAAUCCGCUGGGUUGUUGCCACCGUCGGAGGGAAAGUAAUUGAUCGCGAUCAGAAUUCAGAGAAGGAGCAGUAUGCCACAACUGUUCAGAUAAGCCAAGAACUGGAAGAAGGUCGAGACGAGAUGCCCGAAGAAUGGUGGCAAGCUCGUCCUGCAGAUCUUCCUCUCGCUGAGUACUUUCUACGACAAAGCUCCAAGACCCUAUACUUCAUAACAUUAAAGCUACUCCAUUUACCAUAUAUGCUUCGGUCCAUCAAGGAGAAGAAGUACAGACAUAGCUGGGAUACCGCAAUGGAGGCCGCACGCGGCAUUGCCACUUCGUACAUCGAAUUCCGCGCAGCGCCAUAUGCAGACUCAGAUUUAUGCCAGCUCAUGGAUUUCCAAGCAUUUAGUGGGGCCAUCGUUCUUGUUAUCGGCCAUUUGCUGUGCCCGGAAAGGACAGAUGAAGGCACCCGGUCCAGCGAUUGGGUAUUGAUUGAGGACGUUGGCCUGGCUCUUCGACGGACCGCGAUUACCAUGGAUUGUCCAGUUGCCACACAAGCAGCACAAACGCUAGAAGUUUUGAACUCGGCACGAAAGGGGGGCUACGUGAGUCCAGAGGAUUACAAUGUGGUCAUACCGUACUUUGGCCAAGUUCGAAUAAACCAAAAGAUGGCAACUGGCUACCAAGACAAUGGCACUGGUCAAAAUACAGCGGUUCCAAACUGUAUAGAGUUUAGCAUGAACGAGUUUAUUAGCAAUUAUCCCCUGCAGCCUGACUUUGACUUGGAGCUGGAAGCAGACUGGGCGGAUCCGGCACUAUUUGAUCUCAAUGUCAACUGGGCCGAGAUAUACACCAACACGUGCUAA